AUGCCGCCGCUCCGCCCCGCGCCCGACCCGGCAGCUCCUACCGCGGGCGAGCAGCCUCCGCCGGCGCCGGGGAGCUCCGAGGGCGGGGGCGCGGGCGGGCGGUACGGGGCUUGCACCUGCGGCAGCCGGAGCGACUUGGCGAGACGCUAUUUGGGGCCGGGACCGGGCUCCUCCCCCCUCCUUUCGGGCCGCCCCGUGGCCCCGCCCCAGACCGACCCUUUUACUCCAGGACCGCCCCCUUCUCCGUUGGUUGCUGAGAAAACCCGGAAGGGUGGACUCUCAACACCUGCCGAUCCCGGCGGCUCCGGUGCCCCCUGGGCCCGUUCCGCCGCCGGGUCAGGGCCGGCUCACCAGGAGCGAGGCGUCUCUGAGCCGCUCCCAUCCUCUCCCCUCCUUCUUCCCGUCCUUGGCAAACCGAGCAAAGUAGCACCUCCGACCCCCGGCCCCGAGCUGGGACCUGCAAAGUGGGUCAGGACUGGACUGAGCAUGCUCCGGACGGGGCCGGGAUGCCGCACGCGGCUGCCUGUCGUUGCCCGAGGUGGAUGGAGCUGCGCCCCCCUCACGACACUGAAGACAAUUCACUGCGUCUCCUGUCCACCUCUCUUCAAAUUCUCAGAGGAUCAGCAGAAUGCUCUCGUGCUAUCUUAAACAGGCUUGAGGCAGGUGGGGGAAACUUGCUUUUAACGCUCUGUCACAGAAGAGAAGACUGAAUUGGAGAAAGAUUACAGGAAAGAGGUUUUACAGGCUUGAGGUGAAUAAACCCAAGAACCCAGAGAGAGCCUUGCACUGAGCCCAGGCAGGUCAGUAGAUGGAUGUCCGUAUUCUGUCUGAAGAGGAAGAAACUAGACAGAUGGGUCAGCUGCCCAGUGACGUUUGGUAUGAGAGUGGGAGAUACCCUCACUAAGAGUUGGCUUCAUUUCGACCUCUCCCUCUCAUCCAGCCCAGGUUCAGCUUCAGCAUGAUUGGAGACACCAUCUUUAGUGGAAGGUCACCCCUGGGAAGAGCUUGUGUUCCCCCUAGGCUCUGACUUGUGUUGGGUCACCCUCAUCCCUUGGCUUUGAGACUCCAUUGCUCUUGGUACUUCCUGAGCACUGCUCUUGAUCCCUAUAGACAUCUACACUGCAAAUUUCUGGCUGAGGAAAAGAUGGGUAAGACAUUUCUUUAAUAGUUCAUACUGCCUUUCCUUCUCAUCUGAAGCUUCCUGGUCCCCAGUUUUUCUUAGUUUUCUUGUCUUUCUGAUGGUUCUCAUCUUUGGUUCUCAUCUUCUCAUCUUUGUUCUCCAGGUUCAUUUCCUUUGCACCACCCUAUCCUAAGUGUUCUGUCCUGUGGCACCUUCCCUUCUGCUUUCCCUUCUGCUCUUCCCAUCCGAUGACUGUCACUAGCAAGGUGGUGUUCAGUUGAUGUGUGCACAUGAGGCUGUGAUAGCUGUUAAUUGCUGCAAUUCUUUCUGGUCCAUCAGGCACCUAUUCUGAUUGGCCCAUGUCUAUGCCUGACCAUUUGUCUCUACUGAUUAUUAAUAUUUUUGAAUAUUUUAUUUGCCCCAGAUAUUAUACUCCUCUCCAAAUCUCCCUGAGUUCAGACUCUUAUAUGUAAUCUACCAAGUAUCUUAAUGGCUGUGACCCUUAGGAAACUGGAGCCCAAUAUGUCGCAAACAGAAUUCAUGUGCUAUAGCUGCUCUUCUACUUACAUGUCCUAACGUGGUUACUGGUACUCCCACCUUCUCAGUUCUGCACACCACAAAUGCGGAUGCUAUCCUCGAUUCACCCAUCUGCCUUUCCUUUGUCAUCCAGCUGGUCACUGGUACUGUCCACCCUGCCCUGAGACAUCUCUGCAAAUGGACCGUCCACCUGCACUGCCUUCUUAGGCCCAUCAUCUCUUCCAAAUGAAUCUUCUCCUUCUGUAUUUCCUCCAAUCCAAUCUCCAUGCCUCCUCAGACUUUUCUUUUUAAGCAAAUUAUAUUUUAGUGUCUUUGCUGAGCCCUUAGAGUACGGGUUCUUAGUGCCUUCAGGAUAAAGUCCAAGUUUGAAGCAUAGACUGGUCCCUGUUUCCCUCUCCAGAUUAGUCUCCAGCCGGUGUCUGCUGGUGUCCCAUUUCCUAGCCAAUCUGUACUACUUGCUAUGCAUAUUCAUGCCUCCAUGUUCCUUUAGUUUUUCUGUUCCUCUUUCCUCUUGUUCACCCCUUGGCAACUGUUAAGCCUUCAGGGUCCAGUUCAGGCUGGGUCCCCCGUGACUUCCUCAAGAUGACCUCCUCCUGAAUACUUCAACUGUAUACCUUGUACUUUGUCUUCAUUUUGACACCUAACCUUGGUUUAUUUAUUUAUUUUUUUAACUUCUCCACUACAUUGUAUGCAAUGUGACAGCAAGGGCUUGUCUUGAUAUCUUUGUAUCUUUGUGUUCAGUAACAUUUUACCUAAUAAAUGAAUGAU
This is a messenger RNA of Nyctereutes procyonoides (raccoon dog), 2425 nucleotides long. Its product is annotated as translation initiation factor IF-2-like. The transcript is spliced from 3 exons. Bases 1 to 648 code for a protein of 215 amino acids. The record is from RefSeq and is a predicted model, not a curated record. Lineage: Eukaryota; Metazoa; Chordata; Mammalia; Carnivora; Canidae.